CAUGCCAAACAUAGCAUGUACUAUCCAAGGUGGAUAUUGUUCAGUCUCGGAUACAUGUUCAUCAUUAGGCGGGCAUGUGGAAAAAUUGUCUGCAAGGUGCAAGUGUGGAAAUCCAUGUUGUAAAUGUACUGACACAUGCCCUGAAGGUUCUAUGUGUAUGAGUGAAGGUGACAUAUGUGAUGGAACGAAAGAGCCUAAUGGAUGUUGUGGUAACCGGUUUUGUUGUACACUUCCUGUGACAACAACACCUGCACCAUGCGAACCGAACGUUGCAUGUACCGGUCUAGGUGGAAAUUGUUCGGACUCAGAUACAUGUUCGUCAUCAGGGGGACAAGUGGAAAAGCUGUCUACAGGGUGUAAGUGCGGAAAAGCAUGUUGCAAAUGUACUGACAUAUGCCCUGAAGGUUCCAUAUGUAUGGGUGAAGGUGACACAUGUGAUGGAACAAAAGAUACAAACGGAUGUUGUGGUAACAGGUUUUGUUGUACACCUCCUAUGACAACAACACCUGUACCAUGUGUAGAAACAUGUAAAGGUACUUGUGAGACUGAGGACUGUGGUGUGCAUAUAGGACAGCCUGAAGACGGAGACUGCUGCGGCUCAAAGAAAUGUUGUUUUCUUGGCUAAGAAUCUGACCUGCGUCUCGAAGACGUUU
Molecule: messenger RNA, 653 nt
Organism: Mytilus trossulus (common blue mussel)
Lineage: Eukaryota; Metazoa; Mollusca; Bivalvia; Mytilida; Mytilidae
Product: keratin-associated protein 5-8-like
Exons: 6
Coding region: 2-625 (207 amino acids)
Source: RefSeq, a predicted model, not a curated record